CCCGCAUACUAAUACCGUGAUCGCGAGGACUGCUUUCGAGUACAAGCCCACCAUCGACGGUCAUGAGUGCCCUACUAUGCCUCAGGGCGACUCAGGGCACGCGACCCUUCCAUUCCAAGCAGGCGGCAGCUCUUCUGCUCCGUGCAUUCCACCGAUCCCCAAUUGCGAGAGCAGAGGAGACUGCCACCCCCGCCGGCACCCCAUACAGCAAGCUCACUGUCGGAGUCGCCCUUGAGACAUUUCCCGAUGAGCGUCGCGUCGCUCUCACACCUCAGAAUGCCGCCGCCUUGCUCAAGAAGGGCUUCUCUCGCGUGCUCGUCGAAACAGGCGCUGGGCGUGAGGCUCAGUUCCUCGAUGACCAGUACAAGGCUGCCGGCGCUACCAUCGUGAACAAGGACGACCUAUAUGCUGGAACCGACAUCCUUCUCAAAGUUCGGCCUCCGUUGUUUGGACAGACCUCGACAGAAGUAGACAAGAUGAAGAAGGACAGCACUCUCGUCAGCUUCCUCUACCCUGGUCAGAACAAGCAACUCAUCGAGGCGCUGGGGAAGAAGGAGAUUAACGCUUUGGCAAUGGAGUGUAUACCUCGUGUGUCGCGGGCUCAGGUGUUUGAUGCUCUGAGCUCUAUGGCCAAUAUCGCUGGUUACAAGGCCGUCUUGGAGGCUGCUAACCACUUUGGUCGUUUCCUGACAGGACAAACGACUGCUGCUGGGAAGAUCCCUCCCUGCAAGGUCCUUGUCAUCGGUGCUGGAGUCGCUGGUCUCUCUGCUAUUGCCACUGCUCGUCGUAUGGGAGCUAUCGUCCGUGGUUUUGAUACCCGUCCGGUCGCUCGCGAACAGGUCGAAUCUCUGGGCGCCGAGUUUCUUGAAGUCACAGGCAUUCAAGAGGACGGCUCCGGUGCCGGGGGAUAUGCCAAAGUCAUGAGCAAGGAGUUCAUUGAGAAAGAGAUGGAAUUGUUCAUGGACCAAUGCCGGAACAACGUCGACAUAAUCAUCACUACUGCGUUGAUCCCCGGCAAGCCAGCUCCCAAGCUGAUUACGAAGGAGAUGGUCGCAGCCAUGAAGCAAGGCUCUGUCAUCGUCGAUCUAGUUGCUGAGGCCGGUGGGAACUGCGAGCUGACUCAAGCCGGUAAAGUCGUUCAGAACAAUGGCGUCACCAUCAUCGGAUACACCGAUCUUCCGUCUCGUCUGCCCACACAAUCAUCCACGCUCUACUCCAAUAACAUCACGAAGUUCUUGCUUUCGAUCAGCAGUACACCUGGCUACUUCAAUAUUGACCAUAGUGAUGACGUUGUUCGUGGCGCCUUGAUCCUCGAGAAAGGCAAGCUCAUGUGGCCGCCUCCCCCAUCUGCCGUCGCUGCUCCCCCACCUCUUCCACCCAAGAUUGAGGCAAAGGAGGAAGUCACCGCUAUUACACCCUGGCAGAAGGCAUCUCGCGAGGUCGCGCUCACGACUGCGGGUGUGGGUGGAGUAUUGGCACUCGGCAAGGCAACCGGCUCGGCUUUUAUGGACAACUUCUUCACUUUUGGUCUCGCUUCUCUCAUCGGCUACCGCGUAGUAUGGGGUGUCGCUCCAGCAUUACACUCUCCCCUCAUGAGUGUCACGAACGCUAUCUCUGGCAUGGUUGCAGUAGGAGGUCUCUUCGUCAUGGGAGGCGGUUAUUUCCCGGGCACGAUCCCACAAGCGCUUGGUGCGCUCUCAGUGGCCCUCGCAUUCGUGAACAUAUUUGGUGGCUUCGUUGUUACGCAGCGCAUGCUGGAUAUGUUCAAGCGACCCACUGAUCCUCCAGAAUACCCGUGGUUGAACUUCGUCCCAGCGGCAGUAUUUACUGGGGGCUUUAUCACUUCGGCCGCGACCGGCAUGUCUGGUCUCGUUCAAGCUGGUUACUUGGCAAGCAGUGUACUAUGUAUUGGUGCGCUCUCGGGGUUAUCAUCCCAGACUACGGCACGUCAAGGCAACGCUUUCGGCAUUCUCGGCGUAGGAAGUGGUGUGUUGGCAUCCCUCGGUGCUGUUGGCUUUGCGACUCCGGUUCUGGCACAGUUUGGUGCCGUGGCUGGUAUAGGCGCUGUGGUUGGCACUUGGAUCGGUCGCCGAAUUACCGGCACUGAUCUUCCACAGACGGUUGCGGCGUUGCACUCCGUUGUCGGUCUUGCUGCCGUUUUGACAUCAAUUGGCAGCGUCCUUGGGAAUCUCACCCAUGUUUCCACUUUGCACAUGGUCACCGCCUACCUCGGUGUUCUGAUCGGUGGGAUUACAUUCACUGGCUCCAUUGUGGCAUUCCUCAAGUUGGCAGGGAAGAUGAGUUCCAAGCCGCUCGUAUUUCCCGGCCGCCAUCUGGUCAAUGGCGGAAUGUUAGCUGCCAACCUUGGUCUGAUGGUUCCAUUCCUCUCAGCAGGACCCGCUGCUCCCCUAAUUGCCGCUGGUUGUCUGCUUGGAAAUACGGUCCUCAGCUUUAUAAAAGGCUGGACUCUGACUGCGGCUGUUGGAGGGGCAGACAUGCCCGUCUGUAUUACCGUCUUGAAUUCGUACUCCGGUUUUGCCCUCGUCGCCGAAGGUCUCAUGUUGGAAAAUCCUCUCCUCACAACUGUCGGUAGUUUGAUUGGAGUGAGUGGUGCAAUUCUGUCGUACAUCAUGUGCCGAGCAAUGAAUCGAUCAAUAACCAAUGUAUUAUUCGGCGGUAUUCCACCUAUGCCAGCUCACGCGGAUGGACCUAAAAUCACGGGAACCGUAACCGCUACUACGGUAGAAGAGGUCGCAGAAGUCUUGAAGAAUGCUGAAAGCGUAAUCAUCACGCCUGGCUAUGGAAUGGCUGUUGCUAAAGCUCAGUUCACGAUUGCCGAAAUCACGAAGGAUCUCGCUGCCAUGGGUGUGAAAGUGCGGUUCGGUGUACAUCCUGUCGCUGGACGCAUGCCUGGCCAGCUGAACGUGCUGCUGGCUGAGGCAUCCGUUCCGUAUGAUGUGGUCCUGGAGAUGGAUGACAUCAACGAGGACUUUGCCGACACUGAUGUUGUCUUAGUUAUUGGCGCAAACGACACUGUGAAUCCUAUCGCGCUCGAGCCUGGCUCCUCAAUCGCGGGUAUGCCAGUGCUCCAUGUUUGGAAAGCCAAGCACGUUAUAGUCAUGAAACGAAGCAUGUCAAGUGGCUACGCGGACGUCCCCAACCCGUUGUUCUAUAUGCCCAACACGCGCAUGUUGUUCGGUGACGCGAAGACCACAACCGAUGCUAUUAAGAAAGCGAUAGAGGAGAAAUCCUAGAUAUUGCUAGACAGUUACUAGACAUCUUUCCUUCGCACUUCUGGGAGGUAUGUUCCAUUUGUAUCUUAGUCAUUCUUGUUGAUUACCUAGUGGAUCUUGGC
Messenger RNA from Dacryopinax primogenitus, 3355 nucleotides. Its product is annotated as PNTB-domain-containing protein. Gene Ontology annotation, biological process: NADPH regeneration; proton transmembrane transport. Gene Ontology annotation, molecular function: NADP binding; NAD binding. The transcript has 11 exons. The coding region runs from base 63 to 3254 and encodes 1063 amino acids. Gene Ontology annotation, cellular component: mitochondrial inner membrane. The record is from RefSeq and is a predicted model, not a curated record. Lineage: Eukaryota; Fungi; Basidiomycota; Dacrymycetes; Dacrymycetales; Dacrymycetaceae.